UAUUACUUUUCUUGUAAUAAUUUAUUUUCUCUUUAUAAUGGGAGGUAACAAUUCCAGGUUGAUUAAUCCAAAUAGCGGCGAUGUAUUGCCUGCGAAGAUUCGUCCUCUUCUUGGACAAAGAUUUGAAGAGUUUAGAAAACGUAGGAAUAAUGUACAAGCAGAAGACAAUGAACUUUCGAAGAAACAACUUUUGAAGGACAAUGAUGGAGGCUCUGAUGGGAAGUGUUCGGAUCAAAAUGAAGUUUCGGAAGAAACUCAACCGCAAAAAGAACAGCACGCAAUAAUACAUGCAUUGGCUAUUGACAAACUCUCUCAAGUUGUUCCGUUGCCAGUUUCUGAAUGCGAAAUUAAGGAAGAGAAGAAGGAGAAGAAGGAAGAAGGGCCGAAAGGACCGAUAGAUAAAGAUGUUGAGAAGACAACAACUGAGGUAAAUAGUGGAUUGUCCAUGCAAGAAAAACAUGACAAGGAGGAAGGAGAAAGCAAAGAGGAAGAGGAAGAGGAAGACGAAGAGGAAGAGGAAGACGAGGAUGAUGGAAGACGUAUAGGUCCUGGAUCACCGAGUUUUAAAAUAUAUUGCGUUGCGAGCAACAAGAAAAAAGAACAAGAAUCACAUGACAAACAUGCAAGCGCCGAGCAAAUACCUGAGAAAGAGGAUCAAAACAUUGCCGUGUACAACAAGUCACACAGUACUGACGAUAGCGAUGAAAGUGAGAUAUCUGAAUCGGAGAAUGCAAGCAACUCGAACGAUGUUGUUAAGGAGACGACUCCGAAGAAAAAAGGACAUAACAAGAGAAAGAAGCUGGAGGCAAUGAAGAAAAAUCUACUGAAUGUUAAGAAUAUACAAAAGAAUAGAAUGAAUCGAAUGAUGGGUUGCGCGGGAAAUGACAGAAGAAGUCUUCUUGAGGAUAACUGAUUUAGAAUGCACUAGAUGCUGCUAGAGAAAAUAUUGAAGACACAUCUUAAUCAUAUAAUAACUAACUAGAACUAAGAGUUCUUCUUUGUUUGGGCUUUUCUAGGCAUCUUUUUUGUUCAAUUUCUUUUGAAUUAACAUAUACUGGUGUAGCUAGAUAUAUGGAAUAUUUAUUAGAAU
This is a messenger RNA of Vicia villosa (hairy vetch), 1090 nucleotides long. RefSeq lists its product as uncharacterized. The transcript has 2 exons. Lineage: Eukaryota; Viridiplantae; Streptophyta; Magnoliopsida; Fabales; Fabaceae. The coding region runs from base 38 to 913 and encodes 291 amino acids. The record is from RefSeq and is a predicted model, not a curated record.